Exophiala oligosperma is the source of this 1986-nucleotide messenger RNA. RefSeq lists its product as uncharacterized. The record is from RefSeq and is a predicted model, not a curated record. The coding region runs from base 301 to 1614 and encodes 437 amino acids. The transcript has 2 exons. Gene Ontology annotation, biological process: endosomal transport; vacuole organization. Lineage: Eukaryota; Fungi; Ascomycota; Eurotiomycetes; Chaetothyriales; Herpotrichiellaceae. Gene Ontology annotation, molecular function: ATP binding; ATP hydrolysis activity.
CUAAUCUAAGUCUAGCACGAAUAAAGUACAGUGAUUAUCUAGAUGUCUUUUUGACCAAGACAGAGUUGUCGUUGACUUAUCCUCAGUCAACCUGUAAUCCUUUGUGAAAAGGAAGCCCGCCUGCGAGAGAAUAAAGCCACCACUGCCUGAGCGAAUAUCCCAAGGCAGCCAAACCACGGGCGCUUGUUUACGUCUAGCAUCACAUCACCGACCAACCUCACACACACAGACACACCCUCGUUUUUUCGACGACACACACAUCCUCCCCCUCUGCGCCCACACAGAGUUCCUUAGCCCACCAUGUCGAACACCGACUUUCUCGGCCGCGCAAUCGACACGGUCAAAAAGGCCAUCGAACUAGACACCGCAGGGUCUUAUGAACAAGCAUACCAACAAUACUAUGCGGCUCUGGAACUCUUCAUGCUCGCCUUGAAAUGGGAGAAGAACCCGAAAUCAAAAGAAAUGAUACGGGCGAAGGCUGGGGAGUACAUGGACCGAGUGGAGAAACUGAAGGCGCACAUACAAGCCAACGACCCGAGUAAUCGAAAGAAACCGGCGGCGAUGGGCGUCAACGGCAAAGCGGUCAACGGGGCAGGCAAGGGCGAAGCCGGCGGCGACAAGGACGAAGAAGAUGCCGACAGCAAGAAGCUACGGGGUCAACUGACGGGGGCCAUCCUGACGGACAAACCGAACGUGAAGUGGGAGGACGUGGCGGGGUUGGACGCCGCGAAGGAGGCACUGAAAGAGGCCGUCAUCUUACCCAUCAAGUUCCCUCAUUUGUUCCAGGGGAAAAGACAACCGUGGAAGGGCAUAUUACUCUACGGUCCUCCCGGGACUGGUAAAUCGUACCUGGCCAAAGCCGUCGCGACCGAGGCCAACAGCACAUUUUUCAGCGUGAGCUCUUCCGACCUGGUGAGUAAGUGGAUGGGUGAAUCGGAGCGACUGGUGAAGCAGCUGUUCAAUAUGGCGAGAGAAAAUAAACCGGCAAUCAUCUUCAUCGACGAGGUCGACGCCCUGUGCGGUCCCAGAGGAGAAGGCGAGUCCGAGGCGUCGAGACGUAUCAAGACGGAACUUCUGGUCCAGAUGGACGGUGUAGGCAAAGACUCGAAAGGUGUAUUGAUUCUAGGCGCCACAAACAUCCCCUGGCAACUCGACGCGGCCAUCCGCCGACGUUUCCAACGCAGAGUGCACAUUUCCUUGCCCGACAAGCCGGCGCGGAUGAGAAUGUUUGAGCUCGCCGUCGGCGACACGAAAUGUGAAAUGACACAACAAGAUUACAAGGCCCUGGCCGAUCUCAGUGAAGGUUACUCCGGAAGUGAUAUCAGCAUAGCGGUACAAGACGCCCUGAUGCAACCCGUCAGAAAGAUUCAGACUGCAACCCAUUAUAAAAAGGUCCAAGUAGAUGGUGGCGAAAAACUCACCCCUUGCUCUCCCGGUGAUUCAGGAGCCAUGGAGAUGACCUGGAUGGAAGUCGACUCGGAGCAACUGCUCGAACCCCCCUUGACCGUCAAGGACUUCAUCCGGGCCAUCAAGGGUUCCAGACCGACCGUGUCCGGUGACGAUCUGAAACGAAACGCGGACUGGACGGCAGAGUUUGGUAGUGAAGGAGCAUAGAGCAGUAACCGUUGGAGGGGUUUCGGGGCAGGGCAAACUCCGGCCCCCCAGCCACAGUAAAAAGAAAAGCAAGAGACGAUUUAUGAGGAAGCUGUGUGUGCGUAUAGGAUGUGCCUGAUUUUGCAUGAGCAAUGGCGUUUCAAAGGAGGUGCUUUUUUCUUUCACUCGGAAUAUUGCCGGGGGUUUUGGUUUCCCUUUCUCUUUCUCUUUCUCUUUCUCUGAAACGGGAACCGUGCGGACUCGACCGGGCUUUACUCAUGAGGAUGAAUUUUUCUUUUUGGCUUUUUCUAAACGAAAUAUGAUACGAGGCACUGGCUAGAGAUACGAAAUAUAUAUACUAUAUGUACGCCCCGAAUAUCUAGAAGGGCCAUU